Molecule: messenger RNA, 3251 nt
Organism: Culex pipiens pallens (northern house mosquito)
Lineage: Eukaryota; Metazoa; Arthropoda; Insecta; Diptera; Culicidae
Gene: Mef2
Product: myocyte-specific enhancer factor 2
Exons: 9
Coding region: 1557-3251 (564 amino acids)
Biological process (GO): positive regulation of transcription by RNA polymerase II; cell differentiation
Molecular function (GO): histone deacetylase binding; RNA polymerase II cis-regulatory region sequence-specific DNA binding; protein dimerization activity
Source: RefSeq, a predicted model, not a curated record
ACACAAACGCAGAAUUUUCUCAUACAGUCAAUCGAGCUACUAGUGGGGAUCGAGACUUGGAUUUAUUUUCGGUGCGGAACUUCCGACAGGAUCGCCAGGUUCGUCAUCGUGGAGAAUAAAUAGAGUGCGCCGUGAAAUAUUUAUAAUUUUUCAAAAAUAAGCCGCAAGGGGGGGAAGUACCUGCCCCCACGCGAUAAUAAUAACCCAAGUGAAGAAUAAAUAAUAACACCGCGCGCGGCGCGGGCCAAGUGUUUGUGAUAUUAAUAGAGCCAAGUUCAGAAUUGUUUUGAAAACAUUCGAGCGGAAAAAGGUGUGUGUAAAUUCCAAUCAACCCCGAAAUCGGAAGCUCUUUAAAGGUUACCGGGAAGCUGGCGGAAAAUUCAAGCUUUGCCCAACGAGAGUGAGAUUUUCCGUGGAAGGAAAAGAGUGUGGAAUCGUGGAAAGAGGAAACAAAUAAGAUAAGUGAAUGGCGUUGGUGGUGGCCGGAAAAAUCGAAUCUCAAUGAAAUGUGAUUUUCAUGAAAAAAUAAAGAGCUCCUAGUGCUGCUGCAAAGGGAAGGUGGAAAAGUCGGAAAACCGUCGGUGGAAAUAUUGAAUUAUCCUUUAACCUCCCCCUCCUGGCGCAGCUGUGGAACACACACUCACACAGCGAAUACAUAAGCUGGCAGUUUGAUAAAAGCACUAAAGAUUUCCACCUUCUGGCUCCAUUCACAACGUUUUUCGAGAGUGGUUUCGUGGUGCUCGAAGUGGAAAUCGGAGCCAAGUCUCGGAUCAAGUGUGUUAAAACAGCAGCGGAGAAGUGCCUAAUUGCAUAACACACACGUACACGUCGCUCCCUGGACCUGGAAUAACCUUGUCAACCCAUUAUCGUCGUCGUCGUCGUCGACUUGAACAGACCACACCGUCAGGAAAGAACCGGUAACGUGCAGCAAGACUUUGUGAGUUCUCCCGGCGAAGCAAAAAAAAUAAACGACGAAGUUGCAAUUGUUUUUUGUUGGUGUUGUUCCCGCCCGUGGCAGAGUGGAAAUCCGGACUCUGGGCCGGAAAAAGUGACCGUGUUAUUGCUGGCGGCAGUUGAGGAAACUUUGUCGUUUGUCCGGGAAGGAAAAUAAAAUAAAAAAGCAGCAAUUCUGAGAAUAGAAAGACCGGAAGUGGUCAACAAAUCACACAGCUCAAACAAAAAAAAAAACAAGUCAUUCGUGACUGCGUGGUAGUGUGGCUUCUGUUGGUGUGUGUGGGUGAGCAUGUCUGCGAGGGGCUGUGAGUGGAUGUUCCGGUAGUGUUUAAGUGAAGAGUGAGGAAGACUGAAGAAAGAAGCUAUUUUCUACCACAGCAGAAAGAGGAAGUGCGACAAACCAAAGGAUUGUCGCUUUUUUUUCUCACCGUAGUUGGUUUCGUGACGUGUGUGAUCCGUGUUCUAGCGGAGGCACGAACCCAGAGCAACCGUACUUAGCAGGAAGGCAGGAGUUAAGCCAGUAAAACUGGAGCACCUAAAUUAGCACCGUUGAUUAGCGCACUCGGAGGCAGCAGCAGAAGCAGCAGCAAAAGGCACCAAGGAUGGGCAGGAAAAAGAUUCAGAUCUCACGGAUAACGGACGAACGGAACCGACAGGUGACGUUCAACAAGCGCAAGUUCGGCGUCAUGAAGAAGGCGUACGAGCUGUCGGUGCUGUGCGACUGCGAAAUCGCCUUAAUCAUCUUCAGCAGCAGUAACAAGCUGUACCAGUACGCCAGCACGGACAUGGACAAGGUGCUGCUCAAGUACACCGAGUACAACGAGCCGCACGAGUCGCUCACGAACAAGAACAUCAUCGAGUUGCAGGUAAACGCGCAGAAGGAGAACAAAAACGGCACGAUGUCGCCGGACUCGCCGGAACCGGAGGACAGCUACACCCUGACGCCCCGCACCGAGGCCAAGUACAACAAGAUCGACGAGGACUUUCAAAUCAUGAUGCAGCGAAAUCAGCAACUGUCGGCGGCGGCGGCGGCCGCUGGAGGAGGUGGUGGAGGAGGCGGAGGUCGAGGAGGAGGAGGUGGGGGAGUCGGAAUGUCCGGCAACAGUUACUCGCUGCCGGUGUCGGUGCCGGUCAUUGGGACGUACAACGAUUCCAGCAUGCUGCAGAGCAGUCCACAGAUGGCACACAAUAGUAUUAGCCCGCGGCCUUCCAGCUCAGAAACGGACUCAGUGUAUCCCUCCGGCGGUCUGCUGGAAAUGUCCAACGGAUACCCCCACUCGGCGUCGCCCCUCGGCGGAUCUCCCAGCCCCGGACCGAGCCCAGGUAUUGGCACGCAUAACCACCAGCAUCAGCACCAGCACCAACAGCAUAACAGUAAUAAUAACAAUAACCAUAACCAUAACAAAAGUAAGCAUGGCCCGCUGCAACAUCAAUCGUUGAAGCAAAACUCACCGGGAAGUUCGAGUGCGAGGUCGUCCAACCUGCGGGUCGUGAUACCGACGCCGAUGAACCCGUCCAUGGGCAACGACGACAUGUCCUACGUGGAGCACUCGCGGCAACAGACGAACCUUAACACGCCGGUGGUGGCCCUCCAGACGCCGAUCCCGGGCCUGUCCAACUACACCACGACGCUGGGCUCGUUCGGGGCGCAGGACUUUUCCAUCAAUUCCGACCUGAGCAUGAUCGCGUCGUGGGGCGCGGCCGCCGCCAACAACGCCCACGCCGCCCAGAACGCCAUGAACUCGCUCGGCCAGCACUCGAGAAUCUUUUUCAGUAGCGGUCUGCCCCACCUGGCCGUGUCCAACAGCACCCCGCCUCCCUCAACCUCCCCCCUGUCGUCCGUAAAGAUCAAGGCGGAACCGAUUUCGCCCCCGCGGGAACAUCACUCGUCCUCGUCCCACCACCAGCACCAGCACCAGCAGCAACAGCAGCAGCAGCAGCAGCAACACCACCAUCACAGUAACAAUGGGCAGCAGCAGCACAACAAUCAGCUGACGGUGACGUCGAUGGCGUCCGUGAUUGGAGGCCACAGUAGCAAUUCGUCGAUGGGCAACAGUUUGAACCAUUCGCAUUUGAUACAUUCGCGGCCAUCGUCGACGGGACAUCUCACGCCGACGCCAGGUUCUCCUCUGUUUGCAGGUUCCGUAACGCCCACGAACGCACCCUCCCCGGUCGACAUCAGACACAUAAACGUCGGCGGCGGCGGCGGCAACUCGAGCCACCUGCCCGACUACGACUCGCCGGUUUCCUCGAACGCGCAUAAAAGACCCAGAAUAUCCGAGGGUUGGGCCACAUAG